Scaptodrosophila lebanonensis is the source of this 816-nucleotide messenger RNA. RefSeq lists its product as uncharacterized. NCBI's taxonomy places the organism in Eukaryota, Metazoa, Arthropoda, Insecta, Diptera, Drosophilidae. The transcript has 5 exons. The record is from RefSeq and is a predicted model, not a curated record. Bases 1 to 816 code for a protein of 271 amino acids.
AUGUAUCCAUUGAAUAUACUCGUGGCUACAGCCACUCUCUAUUCAAUUACGACGCGAGCGGCCUUUGUUUUUGCACCGGAUGAUGCUGCGCUAUUUAUAGCCAUUGCGGUGCCUAUAGACUUGCCCAGAUAUAAAGUGUUCCUAUCGUACAACUUCGAAGCGCACUAUCCUGUGCACGAUACUUGGCGACUACUAAGACAUUCCGGUCAUUUGAAUGGUACUCAUGGUGGCUUGGCAAAUAACACCAACUUUGAUUUUGAUGACAACUAUGACUAUUAUGGCGAUGUUGAAGGUCCCGAUGGACCCCACAAAAAAAAGCAUAAAAUUAAGCCCAGUCCGAAGCCUGAGAACGCAACGGUGUUCGAUGAUCAGAGACCACCUCCAAAGCCUAAGGAGGAGGAGUAUAAGGAUUUCUUUGAGGACUUCCCAAUGGAUGGUGGCCGAGAAGCAGCGGAGGCAAAAAACCGCAUUUCACGUUCACUUUUAUCGCGAACCACCUUCUAUGAGAUACUUAAACGCCGAUUCGAACAACAUGGAUUUGGUUCUGGCGAUGAAUGUCUGCUGCGUCUGAUUUGUGAGGUAAACAACAGCCUGGUCGGCGAGGUGAACGGAUUGCUUGGCAAUUUAGUGCAUGUUAUGUUCAGUCCCAGUAGCUCCAUGUUCGAGGCACUACCGGAGCGCUACUAUGAAGCCGAGUUGCAUGGCACACGCGACUAUUGCGAGCCCUAUCAAAGGCAAUGUAAGCGCAGCAUUCUCGGUGAGAUCACGCAACCACUGACCGACUUCAUUGCUCAGAUGGACACCAAUAAAAUAUGA